Molecule: messenger RNA, 3337 nt
Organism: Anguilla anguilla (European eel)
Lineage: Eukaryota; Metazoa; Chordata; Actinopteri; Anguilliformes; Anguillidae
Gene: samhd1a
Product: SAM domain and HD domain 1
Exons: 16
Coding region: 183-2051 (622 amino acids)
Biological process (GO): defense response to virus; dGTP catabolic process; regulation of innate immune response
Cellular component (GO): nucleus
Molecular function (GO): dGTPase activity; protein binding
Source: RefSeq, a predicted model, not a curated record
GUACAUGCGUUCGUCCAGAGUACAGCCUUCAUUGUGGGUAGCCACAAGUAGGAAGACAGAUUACGUGCGCUCGUUGAACAGCCGGUGGAAAGGCUUUAGAUUAGGUGACCACCGACGAAGUUAUAGUUCUGAAUGUGAACUGGCUAGUUACAUUAUUCAUCCCCUGGCAAUCGACAAUCUAAAUGGAAAAUCGAAAACGUCCAAGAGAAGAAAAUGGGGCUGUCAACUUUCGAACCCCGGAGAAGCGGGUGUCGGACGUUGUCUGGCGAAACGUUGACUACAGAAAAUGGGAUGUUGAAGCUACUUGCAGUUACCUUCGUAGAGCGGGAUUCGGUCAAUGGGAGGACAAGUUCCGAGCGGAACAGAUCACAGGAGUGGGAUUGCCAUACCUUGCGGAAUUGCAUCUGGAAAAAAUGGGCAUAGGCCCAUUGGGGAUAAGACUACAGAUUCUUCAUUGCUUGAGGAAACUGUGGCAGAUCUCAGCUGACAUUUUGAAGGUUUUCAAUGACCCUAUUCACGGCCACAUUGAACUGCACCCUUUGCUGGUGAGCAUUAUUGACACACCUCAGUUCCAGCGUCUGCGUCACAUUAAGCAGCUGGGGGCCACUUACUUGGUCUUUCCUGGUGCCUGUCACAACCGCUUUGAACACUCUCUUGGGGUGGGCUACCUGGCUGGCCAGCUGGUCCAGUCUCUGAACAAGCGCCAGCCUGAUCUUCUCAUUAGUCAGAGGGACAUACUGUGUGUCCAGAUUGCAGGACUGUGCCAUGACCUUGGACAUGGCCCUUUCUCCCAUAUGUUUGAUGGAAUGUUUAUCCCAAAAACACGGCCUGGUUACAAAUGGAAGCAUGAAAUUGCGUCCGUGGCGAUGUUCGAUCACCUGAUCAAGGUAAACGAUCUAGAGCCAGUGAUGAAGCAGCACGGGCUGGAGCUGCCAGAGGACCUGCUGUUCAUCAAGGAGCAGAUAGCCGGGCCCCCGGAGACCCCCGUCCCACUCAGCCAGGAGCAGAGACCAUGGCCGUAUCAAGGAAGACCAGAAGCGAAAUCCUUCUUGUACGAGAUUGUGGCAAACAAAAGAACUGGAAUUGAUGUGGACAAAUGGGAUUAUUUUGCCAGAGACUGCUACCACCUGGGCAUCCGAAAUAACUUUGACCAUCGACGCUUCCUGAAGUUUGCGCGCGUGUGCGAGGUGAACGGAAAGAAGCACAUCUGCACUAGAGACAAGGAAGUGGGGAACUUGUAUGACUUGUUUCACACGCGCAACUGCCUUCAUCGCCACGCCUACCAGCACAAAGUGGGAAACAUCAUUGAAACAAUGAUAACAGAGGCUUUUGUGAAGGCUGACAAGCACAUCGAGAUUACUGGCUCCAAAGGCCAGACGUUCAGCAUCUCCACUGCUAUAGAUGAUAUGGAGGCCUACACCAAACUCACCGACCACAUCUUCCUGCAGAUCCUGUACUCCUCAUCUCCAGAGCUGGCAGAGGCUCGCGCCAUCCUGCAGAACAUCAAUCGUCGCCAGCUCUACAAAUACGUGGGCCAGACCCAGCCCAAGACACCUGUGCUGGUCACGCAGGAUAAGCUGCUUGAAAUGGCAGUCAGCGUUGCGGAAGCCACGCCUGCCGGCGGCACAGAAGUGACACUUCAGGCUGAAGAUUUUAUCAUCAGUAUUAUUACCAUGGACUACGGGAUGAAAGAGAAGAACCCGAUCAAUAGUGUGUAUUUUUACUGCAAGAAUGACCCAACAAUAGCCAUUAAGAUCCGCAAAAACCAGGUGUCCCAGCUCCUGCCGGAGAAGUUUGCCGAACAGAUGAUCCGGGUCUACUGCAAGAGGACUGAUGAGAAGAGCUUGGAGGCAGCCCGGAAGCACUUUGUGAAGUGGUGUUUCAACGAAGAUUUCAGCAAGCCACAGGAUGGAGAUGUGAUUGCCCCUGAACUGACCCCUCUGAAGCCGAGCUGGACCAAUCAAGAUGAUGAGGAAGAGGAUGAAGGUAGUCGUGUGAGGUCUGGUUCCUGCACUUCUAGCUCGACUGUAAAGACAAAACUAAACUUCUAGGUAGGAGAGGGUUGGGUUGAGAGGCAAAAGGGUGUUCUUCUACUAAAUGGAAGAUUUUAAAGAAAAACGAACAUUUUUCAGUAGGUACAACAGAAGAGUUAACAGGAUGUAGUAAAUUUCCGCAGAGUUUGUAUGAUGGAACAGCAGUCUGUAUCGUUUUCUCUGUCUUUUCGGUAUUGAUUACUGAACUGUUCUUGAACAUCUUAUUGCUUUAUUUUUAUAUCUUUAAUUAGUUGUUCUAUUUAAUUUUGAUUUUAAAGUAGCCUGCACACUUUGCAGUGUGUAGCACGUUACCAUUAUUCAUGCUGUCGUGGAUUCAGAAUUGCAGGGUUGAUCAACAUCUUGUGGAUCAGGAGAAAUAUCUCAGGUGCUCAAUCUGUCAUUGCUCUUAUCAAAGCAAUAUGGAGAGAGAAUGUCUACGUCCAAACGCUCCCAAAUGUGAAAUUGCUCUCAUGGUUCUGUUAAUGUCUGCUAAUCUGUCUGAAGUAGAACACUUGGAGAGAAAUUCUUUAGAUCCACAUAGUACCUCUGGAACGACAGUGUUGCAUGGCUUUUAUUGUAGUCAUUUCAUAGAGUAUUAUAUAUCAUGUUUACAUCUUAUUUCUUGAAUGUAUAUUUAUUUUUCUUUGUCUUGGUUUUAAACAAAUACUCAGGUGUACUUUAUAAGGGCUUAUGUAAAAAAUUGUUUAAAAAAAAAAAAAGUAUAUUGCUAUUUUUAUGAAUUACAUUUAACUCUCACCUUCAUAGCAAGCUUUGGGCAUCCAAGCUGGCAAGAAUCUGGACUUCAGAAUGUAGGCUACUAAAAAGGUGAUGGUUCUUUUCUAGAUUUGAUUUUAAACUCUUGAGGUAAUGGAUAAGUAACCAUUCCUUUGAGCUGCUGUGCAAAUUAAGUGUGCACCUUGAGAGAAGAAUGACUUAAUUGGUUUGGGCUAAGGUUUGGUUUACAUUUUGUACUUUUGCUGUGACCAUAAGGUGGUGUUUUUGUGUGUGUGUGUGUGUGUGUGUGUGUGGAUUUUUGCAUUUUUUUCCUCAUCUCCUGGCUUUGAGGUCUUGAUCAUUCUCUCAUGGUGCUCACUUGUGUGACCUGGUCAGUGGUGUUCAGAAAUGACCUUCUGUACCUGUGCGGCAAAAAAGUAGUCGAUGCAGACAUCCCUCAGGAUGUGGUCUGAAUGCGAUUUCCAUGCGUGAAAUCACACCUCCUUCAGGACAAUAAGAAUAAAAACUUUGCUUUCAUUUAUGUCUCAGUCUGCUGACUCUGAUAAAUAAAAUUCCACUGAUUUCUUGGA